CCGUUUCAUGGCCCGUGGACCGCCAUGCGAGGGUCGCUGCCGCUGGACGACCCCGCUGGCGUGCAAAUUCCGCCGUUCGAUGCAAACGAGCUAUCUCCAUCAUGCGGACCAUCCACUGGAGGCACCAAGUUCAUCAUCCAUGGCACUGGCUUCAAUUUUUGCGGUAAUACGGAUCUGCAGGCAUCGCCGGUGGCGCUCACGCCGUCGUGGGCGCAACCGACGGAUCUCGACGAUGCCAAGGUCCGAUUCAUGCACGGCAACACGAUCCUCGCGUCCGUGGCGGCGACGAUCUUCAACUCGUCCAAGAUCGAAUGCAAAACUGUCCCGUACACCUGCCCGUUGCUUCACGCCACGUGCAAGUCGUGGGGAACUGUAUCGUUGUGGAUAUCUGUUCGCGGCAGUCCCUACGUCCAGUGCAAGCAGCCAUUCGUAUACUACCAGCAGCCGUCCAUUUUCCACGUAAGCCCUCUUGCUGUGUCGCUUGCCGCCGUCGCGAGCGAUCAAGUGGAUCUGUCGAUGCGGUUGACUUUAGCCGAGACACCGCAGCAUGUGCAUGCCCCAACGCAACGUGAGCGCCUUGCCUUGGACGUGAAAACUCACUCGAUGGUGUUUCGCGUCCUCUUGCACACAUCUACAACGACGAAAGUCGUGCACGAGUCGCUUCGAGGCAACGUCGUGCUGCCUGACGACGGCGCGACCGAUGGAGUGGCCGUGUCCGUGCAUCUACCGGCACAUCUUGCAGUCGGCACGUACUCGCUUCAAAUGACGUUCAAUUUGAUCGAUUUCACGGCGGCAGCAUCGAUCACAGAGCCCGACGAAACCUCAUGGACAUCUUGGCGAGGUCACGGCCUAUUUACCAUUUUCGCACCUCCGAUCUUGACAGGGGUGUCGCCGCCAUCAUGUUAUUACAUCGAAGGACAAACGUUGCAGAUCCAUGGGCUGCAUUUGGCUGCUCCGGCGGUACGUCGUCGGCAAGAUGCCGGCGGCAACCACAGAGCGAUCGUGCGCUUCACCAAAGCCACACCAAUUUCGUCAUCCCAACAUGACCAGCGGCACUACCAGGUCGAAGCGAUGCUGGCCACGAACGACAUGACGACGCUCGUCGUUCAAAGCCCUCGGUUCAACGACCCUGGUCACUACGACGUUGCAGUCUCCGUCAACGGUGGUGCUCAUUUCAGUUCGACGACGGCGGCUCCGCUGCUUGUGUACCUCAAGCCUUCGUGCGAGUUCGUGUCGCCGGCGCAUGGAGUGUCCAUGGGCGGCACGGACCUCCACCUUCGCCUCUCUUUUGGCUACGCCCGCAGCCACGACGACCGUCCCAACAUCGCUCUCGAGGACUCGACCUUCGACGAUCCCCAUGGCCUCAUCCGCGUGCGAUUUUACGUCCUGCACACGUCCGAGCUCCUUCAAACCGUCCCCGGCUUCGUCUCGUCCUGCCGUAAGUUUAUCCAUUGCACGACGCCGCGGAACGCCAUGGUCGACCAGUUUCGUCAUUCGCAGACGGAAGCGAUGGCGCUGCAGGUGAGCCUGGAUGGCGGCAUCGUGUUCUUUCCCGUGGCACCCAAGGCGCCGUUCACGUACUACGCCCCGCCCAAGCUACGCCGGUAUGCGCCGCUGCAAGGUCCAGCGACGGGCGGCACGAUCCUCCACUUGCAUGUGGGUGUACCCAUUCCCGACACGUUUCGGUGCCACUUGCGAUUCCGCGGCGCCAAACUCUACCACGACGUCCAUGACGUUCCAAUGACAAAGUCCAUGGACGGACUCACGCUGUCUUGCAGGACACCGUCAUGGACGCUCGAGCCGGGCGAAGGGCACGCGAUGGCGCUGGUCGAAUUAACCCUGAAUGGCGUGGACUACUUCAGCGACCUGACCGAGUUUGAGCCGUGUACGCACUCGGUCUUUACAGGAUAUGGUCAGCACUUUUGCUACUUUGCGCCGCCGCGGCUAUCGUCCAUUUCGACCAAGUUUCUGUCGUGUCGGGGCGACGACGACGUCGUGAUCGAUGGCGCGGGCCUGCGCGACUUUGGCGGCGCGAUUCGCGUGGCGUUCUCGAACGGGAAAACGACCAAGUACGUGGACGGAACGCUUGAUCGCGACCAUCGCGUGGUGUGUCGAGCGCCGCCGUUCGCCCCAGGUCUGCUGCAUCCAUCCGUGGAAUGGACGGUUGGGGUUUGAAACAUGGAAUGGACAGGACGCUGCGACGUCGCUGUGGCACUCAAUGGCCAACAGUUCACGGGCACGUGGACGGUCGGGAACCACUUACAACUGGAUUCCACGCUCGACUCGCCGACCCUCGUCCACUUUGUACAAGAGCCCGUCUUUACCACCCUCGCGCCGGCGCGAGGACCCAAGGCCGGUGGCACCGAGCUGCGCAUCUUCGGCGACCAUUUCGUCGACACUGGCCAGAUCCGCGUGCGAUUCGCGUCGUCGAUGGGGUUUGAAGCCGUCGUGCCAGCCACUGUGACCAAUGGCGUACUCCAGUGCAUGACGCCGAGAUGCCCAGUCUCCUCUGGACAAGGCAUUGCGGUCGCUCUCGAGUGGGCGCUUGCCGACGGCUCGGCGUUUCGCGGCCACACGACUAAGCUCAAGCCCGUCUUUAUCUAUGAAUGACAUGGACGUUUUCCGCGACAACGGAUCGCGUACAUGAAAAUUUCCUCGAGUGAACGUUGAUGACGGUGGGUCAGCCGCCAUGGGCACCGAAUUUGAGUC
Aphanomyces invadans is the source of this 2709-nucleotide messenger RNA. RefSeq lists its product as hypothetical. The transcript is spliced from 7 exons. The coding region runs from base 25 to 2175 and encodes 716 amino acids. NCBI's taxonomy places the organism in Eukaryota, Oomycota, Saprolegniomycetes, Saprolegniales, Verrucalvaceae. Gene Ontology annotation, biological process: semaphorin-plexin signaling pathway. The record is from RefSeq and is a predicted model, not a curated record. Gene Ontology annotation, molecular function: semaphorin receptor activity.